CUCCCACACAACCUAAAGUCUCGGAGCAAAAGCCACGGCCGCCCUUGUAUGUCACCCAAUCCCGUGCAGUCGGUUCCUUGCCCCAUGCCCUCCCUGCACCAGCCUUUUGCAGAGUGCGGGUUUUGCCGUGUGCCUUUUUUCUAUCUUUCUUACGGUCUUGCAUUCUCGCAUUGCACUGCAAUUUCCCACACCCCCCCCUUUUCCCUUGCCUGGUUUGGUGGAAGAUCGCCGGGUGGCAUUUUCUCCGUCCACACACAGCACAGCGUAACGUGUAACCCACGCCGCACAAAGCAUUUACUUGUCCCUUCCCUCUGGUUCAGAUCAAACAAAAACCCCCCCAACCGGGCAUCCAAUCGGCCGUCACCCACCCGCGUCCUUUUUUUCUUUUCUUUUUUUUCUUUUUUUCUUUUUUUUCCUUUUGCCUGUUCUUGUCUCACACCCCUCCCCCCCUCCCAGAACAAAAGUGUCCCAGAUCUCCCCGGUGCCGUCAAUUUCCAAGCCUCCGGGAACGGGCUGCGCUUCCCGACCCAAACCACCGGAUCCCGGCCCCAGUCCCUUGUUUUAGCCUACCCGAGUCGCUGGGACGCCUCUGAGCGGGCGGAUUUCUUGUGAGCGAAGAAGGAGGCUGGUCUGUGAGUUGGCCUAGGUGUUUUCCUGUCUGGUCUUUGACAUUGGGGACCUGGACUCGGUUAUAGAGUGCGGGCUAGGGCGCUGGCUCUCGCCAUCUCAUCUCGCACGCGCCAUAACGCACCACGCAGACACUAAUAACAUUGCGCAGCAACACGCAACUUACACACCACGAACAGUUCCCAACCAUGCGGUCCUAGCCAAAGCCGAUAGAAGGGCUAAAAGGGAAGAAGGAGAGAGAGAAAGAGAGAGAGAAAGAGAGAGAGAAAGAGAGAGAGAGACACACACCCUCUAAUUCAAU
This is a messenger RNA of Ilyonectria robusta, 928 nucleotides long. RefSeq lists its product as uncharacterized. Bases 49 to 612 code for a protein of 187 amino acids. The transcript has a single exon. The record is from RefSeq and is a predicted model, not a curated record. NCBI's taxonomy places the organism in Eukaryota, Fungi, Ascomycota, Sordariomycetes, Hypocreales, Nectriaceae.